AUGAAGUUUUCUUAUUCUUCCCUCUUUCUAUCCUCGAGCUCCGCGUUGGCUGGCAGUAUCUCGCUUCUACCCUUCAGUGACACAGAUUGUGGCGGCACGCAGCUUCAAGACAUUCAGUCCAACAAUGCAAAUCCUCAGGACACCAGUAACUGCGUUUCUCCGGGACCGUAUCAGUCCGUCAACAUCGUGAGCGUCGACUCAGGAUUUCAGUGCAACGUCUACUCGGACAACCAGUGUCAAGACUUUCUCGAAUCCUUCACGUCAACAGGAUGCACGACUGUGGCCGGCUCCGGGGUAAUAUGCUUCAGUCAAGCUUUAUUCGACAAUCCGCUCGCCGAGACGCUAGCAACGGUUACUGUCGGAGGUCCAGUGUUGACGGUUAAUGGUGGAGGAGCUGGCGCUCUUAUCACUGAAGCAGUUUCGAGUGCCUGCACCAACGGCUGCAAUCCCAAUAAUCCAUUCAAACAAGGUUACAACCAUCUCAAUGUCGAAGGCACUCAAUCCGUUGCCAUGACCGGAACCUUCACCUCCAAUAACCAGCGCGACUAUAUGGCCGCGCUGCUACAAGGGGCCAUGACCGCGGCGCUUACGAACCAAAGAGAAGACCUCUGUUGCUCGCCCGAAACCGACGACGUCAUUGUGGACAGUCCUACCUUCUUCCAAGUCGUCCUGACUGACCAAAAUACACAGGCCGUCCAGGCUCAGAUGACGGCGACUAUCACCAUCACCAGCUCUCCCGGCUCGACUGGGAUCGAUUGUGGAUCUACGCAGGCGUCGGUCACCUCUUCCGUGCUGGGUGCCAUCCCAGGCGUGGGUGGUCUCCUCGCAACUGCUUUUACCGUGGCUUGUGUAGUUGUCGCAUCCGGAUCCUGA
Molecule: messenger RNA, 873 nt
Organism: Exophiala bonariae
Lineage: Eukaryota; Fungi; Ascomycota; Eurotiomycetes; Chaetothyriales; Herpotrichiellaceae
Exons: 1
Coding region: 1-873 (290 amino acids)
Source: RefSeq, a predicted model, not a curated record